AUGGCAGUCCAGAAGAGCAACCAGGAUAUUGUCAGGAUGUUGUUGAGUGCCGGAGCAAAGAUGCAUCUAGACGAGGCGCUCGAAAUCGCAUCGGCAAAGAGAGAUGAAGAGAUAGUGCAGUUGCUCAAGGACUUUGGAGCGGUUGAACAUGAUGAGGGCUUCGGCAUCGAAGAGCUCGUGGAGAAAUCGUGGUAUCAGAGUGCAAUGGACGAAGAGAUGCAAGCAGUGGCUGGCGCAAAGAUCAUCGAAGAACGUCCGGUCUGA
Messenger RNA from Aureobasidium vineae, 264 nucleotides. NCBI's taxonomy places the organism in Eukaryota, Fungi, Ascomycota, Dothideomycetes, Dothideales, Saccotheciaceae. The record is from the annotation of a GenBank genome assembly.